Messenger RNA from Tupaia belangeri chinensis (Chinese tree shrew), 773 nucleotides. It is a transcript of the gene CLDN24, whose product is annotated as claudin 24. The transcript has a single exon. Gene Ontology annotation, cellular component: membrane; bicellular tight junction. Lineage: Eukaryota; Metazoa; Chordata; Mammalia; Scandentia; Tupaiidae. The coding region runs from base 1 to 663 and encodes 220 amino acids. Gene Ontology annotation, molecular function: structural molecule activity. The record is from RefSeq and is a predicted model, not a curated record.
AUGGUUUUAGUCUUCAGGACAGCGAUGCAAUUUGUCGGACUUUCAUUGUCUUUGCUGGGAUGGGUUUUAUCUAUUAUCACAACCUAUUUGCCGCAUUGGAAGAACCGUAAUCUGGACCUAAAUGAAAUGGAGAACUGGACCAUGGGACUCUGGCAAGCCUGCGUCAUCCAAGAGGAAGUGGGGAGACAGUGUGAGGACUUCGAGUCUUUCUUGGCUUUGCCUGCCGAACUCAGGAUCUCCAGGGUUUUAAUGGUUCUGUCCAAUGGGCUGGGGUUUCUGGGCCUGCUGGUCUCUGGGUUUGGUCUGGACUGUUCAAGACUUGCAGAGAGACAGCAGAGUCUCAAGACACGAAUGCUAAUCCUGGGAGGAAUUCUCUUCUGGACAUCAGGAAUCACAGCUAUUGUUCCAGUCUCUUGGGUCGCCCACGUGACGGUUCAGGAGUUCUGGGAUGAAGCCAUCCCAGAGAUUGUCCCCAGGUGGGAGUUUGGAGAAGCCCUCUUUUUGGGCUGGUUUGCUGGAUUUUCUCUUGUCCUGGGAGGGUGUCUGCUUAACUGUGCGGCCUGUUCGACCCGAGCUCCUCUAGCUUCCAGCCACUAUGCGGUGGCAGAAAUACAAACUCAGGGUCCAUACCUGGAAGAUGGAACUGCAGACCCUACGGUGUAAGACUUUGACAAAACCAGAGAGACACCUCCUAUCUCAACCAGUAUGACAAAGGGGUCUUUGUUAUCUAAUGAAAUCUAUGCUGCUCACACUUUCUCGUUCGUUAACUAUUU